This is a messenger RNA of Procambarus clarkii (red swamp crayfish), 1087 nucleotides long. It is a transcript of the gene Ppt1, whose product is annotated as Palmitoyl-protein thioesterase 1. Gene Ontology annotation, cellular component: lysosome. Gene Ontology annotation, molecular function: palmitoyl-(protein) hydrolase activity. The record is from RefSeq and is a predicted model, not a curated record. Gene Ontology annotation, biological process: protein depalmitoylation; receptor-mediated endocytosis. NCBI's taxonomy places the organism in Eukaryota, Metazoa, Arthropoda, Malacostraca, Decapoda, Cambaridae.
GUGAGAGGCUACAUAUACCGUGGGAAGGAGGCUGGGAGAGGUGGCAUGAUGGUGUGGUGGAGUGUGGUAGCUGCCCUGUGUGUCCUGGGGGGUGUCCUGCCUCAGGACCCCCCCACACCCGUCGUCAUCUGGCAUGGCAUGGGUGACACAUGCUGUUAUUCCUUCAGCAUGGGACGUAUCAAGAAACUGGUGGAAGAACGGAUCCCUGGGAUCUAUGUUAGGUCCCUCAUGAUUGGAAGUAAUAUCAUUGCUGAUGAAGAGAACAGUUAUUUGGGAAAUGUAAAUGAGCAAGUAGACGAGGUGUGCAAGAAUUUAGCCAACGAUACAGAGCUUCAGGGUGGAUACCAUGCUAUGGGGUUCUCACAAGGAGGCCAGUUCCUGCGUGCGGUGGCGGAACGUUGUCCAAACCCUCCUAUGAAGAAUUUAAUCACUUUUGGCGGGCAACAUCAGGGUGUGUUUGGCUUGCCAACUUGUCCAGAAAGCCCACAGCAGUCUCGUACCUGUGAAUAUAUUCGCAAGGUGCUGAAUUAUGGAUCAUAUAUACACUGGAUCCAAAACUCCUUAGUGCAAGCACAGUACUGGCAUGACCCUCUGCAUGAUGACGAUUACCGCAACAAGUCCAUUUUCCUGGCUGACAUCAACAAUGAGGAGGUACUGAAUGUAGAUUAUCGUAAUAACCUGAAAAAAUUGGACAACUUUGUGAUGGUGAAGUUCCUAGCAGACACUAUGGUGGUGCCAGUAGAGAGUGAGUGGUUUGGUUUCUAUACACCAGGCCAGGAUGUGCAAGUUCUGCCACUCCAGCAGUCACAGAUCUACUUGGAGGAUCGAUUGGGACUAAAAGAGAUGGACGAGGCUGGCAAACUGCAUUUUCUCACCCAAGAUGGCAACCAUCUAGAGUUUACUGAUGAAUGGUUCCUCGAGGAGAUUGUCGACAAGUUUGUUACCUAGAUUGAUAAGUGGUAUAUAGGAAAGACUACUGACAUUAUUCCAGCUUAAGGUGGAUGGUUAAAACAUAAAAACCAGGCUUUCUGUAUUAUUUUUAUUAUAGGCUUAAAUUUGAACACCAAUAAAUUUUAGACAAAUUUAA